Messenger RNA from Podospora bellae-mahoneyi, 1020 nucleotides. RefSeq names its product Negative regulator of mitotic exit. Bases 365 to 841 code for a protein of 158 amino acids. Lineage: Eukaryota; Fungi; Ascomycota; Sordariomycetes; Sordariales; Podosporaceae. Gene Ontology annotation, cellular component: cell cortex of cell tip. Gene Ontology annotation, molecular function: protein binding. The record is from RefSeq and is a predicted model, not a curated record. The transcript has 3 exons. Gene Ontology annotation, biological process: regulation of cell shape.
UCGGACUCAACUGGGUCUCUAGGCCACGCAUACCUCAUGGGUGGUUUGAUGCUAGAUGAACGCCGGGUUCUUGCUGACCUGUGGUACAUCGAACUCCAAGCGUCUUCAGCGCUUCGCUGCAUCCCCAUCGCUGCGUCGGCCCGCAAACCCAGUGCCCGUGUAGAGCACUGCUGUGUUCUCGCCGGCAAUGCUCUGUGUCUGUGGGGAGGUAAUGCCAUGAUCGAAGAAACGGACACUCUGAACAACCUGUACAUGAUGAACCGAGGCGAGCGACUCUCAUCCCUGUGUGUGUACCCAUUCAUGUCAGGGCUACUAACCAAGGGAAACAGAAACAUGCCACCGUGGGUACAGCCGAAACCCUCAGAUGACGAGAGGUCAGCACCACCGCCGAGAACCAACCACAGCACUGUGGUGGAAUACUAAGAUGCAUAUCUUCGGCGGCACCGACGGCUACACCUGGUACAACGAUAUGUGGAGCUACGAGCCUGUAACCAACAGAUGGGAACACAUACCCACUGAUACCAGGCACUGGAAAAGACCGACCAGACGCGAGGGUCACACGGCAGCUGUGGGGGGAAACAAGAUGCGUGUGUUUGGUGGACGAUCAGAGAUGGGCGAGGAUCUCAAGGACUUUUGGAUCUUUGACAUGGCGGAGCGUCGCUGGCGUGACUCGCUCCAAAACAUGGACGGUCUUCCUUCGCCCCGCAGCGGUCACUCCAUGGUUGUCAUCGGGAAGCACAUAGUUGUACUGGGGGGAGAGCCGAGUUCGAGUAAGCAUGCUAACCGGGAAGAGCUCGCCUUGGACUAUGUACUCGACACGACGAAAUCUCAAACACCGUAAAACAUCUUUGAGACCCUCUUACCCAGCCCCCUUGAAGAAACAACUGUGGUAAGUACCACGCCGAAUAUGGCGUUGCAAAAACACCCAGAAUAGAGCCAAAUCUUCGUGGGGUGACUGCGAAGCUGGUUAGGUGGUGCAUGAUGGUAUGUAGAACCAUGCUUCUCGAAUAAACUUGAACC